AUGGAUUCGGAUGGAGUUGUCUGCUGCGAGAGAAGGCAAUCACCGUACGCAAUUAUUGUUGCUAGUCGAAAUAUGACAAUUCCACCGAUUUCAAAUGAUUAUGAGAUUGAGUUUUCUCUUACAAAUUCAUAUCAGUUCGAAUUAUUAAUGAAAGAAAAUUACGGAAUUCAACAUCAAAUCUUGUCAAUAAUUGAUAAUGAGCUGAAUCUUACCUCUUUAGAAUUUACGGCGCUUGAUGAAUUUGCAAGCACGUAUAAAUUUGUAGACAAUGCUUUUCUCGAAAAUCAUUAUCAUCUUGUUCGGAUGUGGAUAUUUAUGCGACUCUGCUCCAACGGAUUUGACUCGAAUCGACUUGCCGCUCUCAAUUGCUGGAGAAACAGUCUUUCAGCUUGA
Oikopleura dioica is the source of this 393-nucleotide messenger RNA. NCBI's taxonomy places the organism in Eukaryota, Metazoa, Chordata, Appendicularia, Copelata, Oikopleuridae. The record is from the annotation of a GenBank genome assembly.